Scutellospora calospora is the source of this 180-nucleotide messenger RNA. The record is from the annotation of a GenBank genome assembly. NCBI's taxonomy places the organism in Eukaryota, Fungi, Glomeromycota, Glomeromycetes, Diversisporales, Gigasporaceae.
UGGGACAAUAUGUCAUUUCAAAAGGAAUUCGAUAGUCUGAUUGAUAAAUCUGACUUAAAAACAUGUGUGGACUCUCUUAAUUCAUUUGGCAUACCUACAAAUACAGCUAGUAGUAAAUUCAUAUAUUUUGAAGUACUAUCAAACUUUAUAGAAGUUGUGUGUCAUCCUGCUUCUCAGAAG